AUGUCUGAACAAAUAUUCAUGUCUGGGAUAAAACCGUUAGCUGUGAACAAUGGCAACGUGUCGGAACAAUGGCGUCGAUGGAAGCAAAAAUUCGAAAUUUUUUGUGACGCAAAUGAUAUUAAAAAACAAGAUGAGACAAAGCAAGUGGCUAUUUUCUUGAACACAAUUGGUGAUUAUGGCAUUGAAAUAUAUAAUUCCUUCAACAUCGACAGAAAAAAUAUUUCUUUGGAAAAUCUGAUAAAAGCGUUCGAUGAGAAAUUUAAUCCUCAAAGUAAUAUCACAGUAGAAAGAUACAAUUUCUUCACAAGGACUCAACAAAUAGAUGAAUCUUUAGACAACUAUGUAACAGUAUUAAACAAUUUGGCUAUGUCUUGUGAAUUUAAUACAUUGAAAGAUUCUUUGGUUAGAGAUAUGUUUGUUAUUGGCAUUCAAAAUUCAAAAAUUCGUGAAAGUUUGCUUCAGCAGGAAAAAUUAACACUGGAAGAUGCAUUAAAAAUUGCUAAAAGCAUGGAACUGUCCCAGGAGCGUUCGUCAAGAAUCACACAGUCGCAUACACCCAAGGAAUUAUCCAACAAUAUUCAAGCGCUGAAAAACAUUAACAAUCAUAGAAGUAGAUCGAUCUCAAAAACAAGAAACAAGAAAAACAGAAAUUCAAGUCAAAGUUCAUCAAGAAAAAGGUCUCCAUCACAAAACAAAACUUGUAGGCGAUGUGGUCAAGUGCAUAUAUAUAAAUGCCCAGCGGAAGGAAAAACAUGCAACAUUUGCAAGAAGACAAACCAUUUUGCCAAUUACUGUUUUUUCAACAAAAAUAACAAGUCGGACAAGAGACAUAUUAGUAGUGUAAGUAGUAAUAAGAAUUCUAACUCUGACAAUAACUAUUUUAUAAUUAGUAAUUUGACUGACAUUGAAAAUAAUAAUAAUAAUUGUAAUAAUGAGGAAUGGAAAAUAAAUGUAAAAUUGAAUAAUUAUUUAAUAAAAUGUCAAAUUGAUACAGGAGCUGACGCGAAUGUCAUAUCAAAAGACACACUUGAUAAAAUGAUGACUCACACUAAUAAGAAAAUACCUAUUCAGAGAACAAAUAAUAAAAUUUUCUCAUUUUCAGGCCAAGUAGUACCAAAUAUAGGCAGCUGUAUACUAAAAUGUGAAUUUGAAAAUAGUCUUACAGCUAGCAUAUAUUUUAUUGUAGUCAAUUGUAAAUGUCAAACUAUUUUAGGAUGGAAAACCUGUGAAAAACUAGGUUUUGUCAAAAGAAUUUUUAAAAUUCAAAAGGAUUUGCAAAAGGACUUGGAUUUGGAAAGGUCAGUACAAGAUAUUGUUUCUAACUAUUCACAAACAUUUGAGGGAAUAGGAUGUCUUCCAAAUGAAGUUCAUUUAGAUAUUGAUGAAAGUGUUACACCUAAAAUUUGCCCAGAAAAGGAUGAUGAUGAUUGUUCUUUCAUAAUUACUCAAAAGAAAUUAAAUUUAUCGUAUACUCAAAGUCUAUUGUCAAGUCCAAUACAAAAACAAGCAGAUAACUAUAUUUUAAGUCAAAGUGAGUCAGAUACUUAUAGGUCAAUUGGUUCAGAGUUAAAUGAAUCUGUAUCUAGUUCGAAGUCGUGUCAAUCUGUACAAUCUCCUGAAUUUGUCAAUGUAGAUAAUAAUAUGUCAGAUGAAAGCUUACAUGAUCAUAACGAUUAUGAAGAGGAAAUUCAUUUACCUAGUCCUCCUGAAUCAUGUUUGCAGGAAAUGUCUAAUAUUGUAAUAUCUCCUAACGAUGGCAACAAUGUACCUGAUAAUGAAUAUCAAUAUAGUUCUAGAGGUAGACGAAUAAAAAAGACUCAAAGACUGAAUUUG
Molecule: messenger RNA, 1833 nt
Organism: Brenthis ino (lesser marbled fritillary)
Lineage: Eukaryota; Metazoa; Arthropoda; Insecta; Lepidoptera; Nymphalidae
Source: the annotation of a GenBank genome assembly